AUGUUCAAUGCAUUGAAGAUGUUGUCUGCAGUUAUACGAAGAAUGUCGCAAGUCGCUGCUCGAGAACAACGUUUGGUAUGGAUUGAUUGUGAGAUGACAGGCCUGAAUCACGAGAAACAGACGUUAGUGGAAAUUGCGACGAUUGUUACUGAUCCGGAUCUUAAUAUAGUCGCUGAGGGACCGGAUAUUGUAAUACACCAACCAGAAGCUGUUCUGCGAAAUAUGGAAAGCUGGCCACGAGAGACGUUCACCCAGAAUGGUCUCCUUAAAAGAAUUCGUGAAAGCACCAUAAGCCUGCGCGAAGCAGAGGAUAUGGUGAGAGUUUGUCCGUUGAUCAUUCCUGUCAUGAAA
Messenger RNA from Ostertagia ostertagi, 351 nucleotides. Lineage: Eukaryota; Metazoa; Nematoda; Chromadorea; Rhabditida; Trichostrongylidae. The record is from the annotation of a GenBank genome assembly.